AUGUUGGACAAAAAACUGGAACCUUUGAUGAAGGAGUAUAGCUUGGACAUGCAAUAUCUUCCAUAUGUCAACAAGUACCUGCAACCCUUGUGGGAGCAUGUUGUGCAGCUGUCUUGUGCAUCAGAUAAUAACUCAGAGUUGGAGUUGGAUGAACUUCAAGUUCCUGAUAACAUCUUUGAUGGUACACAUGACCCUUGGAUGGUACUAGGCUUUGAUGUAAUGGGUUCUGGCAAUAAUGACACACAGAGAGGACAUGUUUCUCCAUCAUGGCAGGGAUCCCUAGAAGCCAACAUUCAGGAACCUGCAGGAAUGGAGGCAUUCACAGCUAUGCUAUGUAACCUGAGGCUUUUGAAAGAUGAGGUGCAGUUGGGAGUGGUUGUGAAAUUCCUUAAACUGGUUGACACCAGAGGAAGUACCUUAACUCCUGUGGUUUGGAUGCAUCCAAUUGUUUCCACCAUUCAGAUGGUCACAAUUGGCCAUGUCUUGAGGAAGCUCAAAUUACACUUCAAGUGGUUGCCUUGGUGUACUCUCAAGAAAGACCUGGAGAAGCACAGGUUUGCACUGGUCAAUUGGCUGGCUGGAGUUCUCCACAAAUGUGGUGACAGAGGAAUCCAUGACCUGAGUGCUGUGGAAGUGGACAAACUCUACAAGGCUGUUGCAUGUCUGACAAAACUCACCAUCUACAUAUUCAUCACUGCCCACUCACAUUGA
This is a messenger RNA of Pisolithus orientalis, 711 nucleotides long. RefSeq lists its product as uncharacterized. Lineage: Eukaryota; Fungi; Basidiomycota; Agaricomycetes; Boletales; Pisolithaceae. The record is from RefSeq and is a predicted model, not a curated record. The transcript is spliced from 4 exons. The coding region runs from base 1 to 711 and encodes 236 amino acids.